AUGCUGCCCACGCCCUUCUCGGUGAAGGACAUCCUCAGCCUGCAGCGGCCCGAGCCUGCCGGGGGACCCCGCGCCGCCCCCGCGCCCCGAGCCGCCCGCAGCCCCGCCGGGGAGAACGAGCCGCCUGCAGGAAAAGCUCUUCUCGCGCCGAGCUUGGGGGCGGAGGAGAAGCCAAGGGAGCAGCAAGCGCUGCCCAGGCAGCGGCAGCGGCGGAAGCCGCGGGUUCUGUUCUCGCAGGCUCAGGUGCUGGAGCUGGAGCGGCGCUUCCAGCGGCAGAAAUACCUGUCCGGGCCCGAGCGGGAGCAGCUGGCCCGGCUGCUGCAGCUCAGCCCCACGCAGGUGAAGAUCUGGUUCCAGAACCGGCGCUACAAGAGCAAGAGGCAGCGGCAGGAGCGGUGCCUGGCGCCGGCGCUGCCCGCGCUGCCCCCGCGCAGGGUGGCGGUGCCGGUGCUGGUGCGGGAUGGCAAACCCUGCCUGGGGGGCUCCCGGCCCUACCCAGCGCCCUGCGGGGUCACCGCCGGCCCUUUUUCCUACGGCUCCUGCUGCGGUGCCCGCGGCGGCGGCGCUUUCGGGGCGGGCUACGGCGGGGGAUGUCCCGCGGUGCCCGCAGGUGCCACCCCCGGGGGUGCCCAGCGCCAGCCUCCGGCUCUGCCAGCGGGAAUCAGCGCUGCGAGCUGGAGGUGA
Molecule: messenger RNA, 684 nt
Organism: Corvus hawaiiensis (hawaiian crow)
Lineage: Eukaryota; Metazoa; Chordata; Aves; Passeriformes; Corvidae
Gene: NKX2-6
Product: NK2 homeobox 6
Exons: 2
Coding region: 1-684 (227 amino acids)
Biological process (GO): cell differentiation; regulation of transcription by RNA polymerase II
Cellular component (GO): nucleus
Molecular function (GO): RNA polymerase II cis-regulatory region sequence-specific DNA binding; DNA-binding transcription factor activity, RNA polymerase II-specific
Source: RefSeq, a predicted model, not a curated record